UAGUGGCGUUGCUGAGUGUUGAGUACUGAUCCUUCAGACAAGAUACCUCCAUGUUUUACCUAGCCUAGCUUAGCUCAUCUCAGCUCAGCUCAGCUUCUCUUCCUUCCAUCAUUCGGUGCUGAGCGCUGGCAGCGUGGACAAAUCGUGUCGACCAGGCGUUCUUGCCGUGAUUGCUUUGCACUAGGCUUUGACGAGCCACGCACCAUCUUCAUCUGGCCCUGGUCCGUCCACUUCGAUAUUUCAUGAUGCGGAUCGUCCUUACACCUUGUAGAAGGCACAUUGAGACCGUCGAGCCAUCACAACUAUGCCGUUUCUCCGGAGCGACAUGCGAAAGCUCGCUCGCGUCAGCUAUCGCCGCACACGCCAGCGCAUCCUUGCGACGGUGAAGUUCUUCCAACUGUUCGCUGCGCUCAUUUCCCCCGUCUCGACGCUCUACGAGAUUCCGGCGGUAUCUCAGCCGUGGUUCUUAGUGAUCUCACCAGCUGCGCCGCCGAUAAAGGUCCGAGAUCCUCCGCUGUGCAUCGUGCUCGGAGCCUUCAGCUUGGCACUCAAUGUCAUUGCAAAUAUCUUGCUCCUCGUUUCUUUCAGCCACGCUUCCGUCGCCAUAUGGCGUUUAACUUCAGCAAUCUCUUUUCUGUUUUUCAUUGCCGAGCUCGUCAUUGCCUUAGUCAAUAUCACUGUGUACGGCGUAAGGCGCCACAGCAUUCACAAGGACUACGUUUAUCAGGAAGGUUUCUGGUGCGCAGUCGGCUCUCUUAUGAUGGUGGGCCUUGUCGUCCUUUUCCUUUCACUUCAUCAUGCAACCUACUCGCGACCACAAGCGCGAAAGCGACAGGAGGAAAACGUUCUCCCAAACAUAAGCUCUCGGGACACACAGGGGGAAAUGCGUCCUGCCACGCUGAGCAUAACUUCCAAUCAGUCUACCAAUGCUUCACAAGGCAUCGAAAUGCAGCGACAAGGUAGUGGUUUGGCCAAAGAACAGCGAAAAGCUGCAUAUUCCGACGAUCGGAGGCGCCUGAUCACCAUGCGCUUAAACUCACGAGCCUUCCUUCUCUCACAAUUUUCACUUUACUUUGUCGUCGGUGUCCAAGCCCUCACCUUCAGUAGAAUCGAGUGUUGGUCAUACUUUGACGGUAUUUAUUUCACCGUGAGCUCUAUGCUUACUGUGGGCUUCGGCGAUUUGCAUCCAUCAAAGCCUAGCACGAGAAUCAUGCUUGUCCCAUUUGAGCUCGUUCUGAUCGCUUUACUCGCGACUGAGAUCAACACCAUCGUGGCAGUGCUGGGCGGAGGGCGCGAAGAGCGACGGAAGCAAUUCCUCCGCAUGGUAGAGAGGCACUUCGAAAACGCAAGAAAGAAGGCUCACCGCCACAAGGAUGCUCCACCGAAGAGGAACCAAACAACAGCCUGCGGCCAAGGGGAAAGGUCAAUCCCGGCAGCUCCGGCCAACGCAGAAGGUUCACACCCGCAACAUUCUCGCCUAUUGCGCGAGUCUGAAGCACAAGAAGCGCUUCAAAUCGAAGAAAUGAGACACUGGGAGCAUCUGCACGCGAGACAAGAGCGAAGUCUGCAGCUCUUCAACUUUAUUGCAAGCCUGAUUUUGUUGAUGGUCUUUCUAAUCACCGGCGCGGCACUCUUUACGGCCACGGAAGCGUGGUCCCUCGGUACCUCGCUGUACUUCACUUUCGUCAGUAAUGUGACACUUGGAUACGGAGAUGUCACUACGACGGCCGCAGGAAAAGUAGUCUGGGUGCUCUACGCGCUCUGCUCUGUGCCAGUAACCACUUCCUUUGUGGUGCAGACGCUCGCAUCGAUCCUAUGGGACAGCGUGCGCCGCCGCCGAAAAAGAGUCGAAGCACGAUUGGAAGCAGAGCAAGGAUUUGAAAGCGGUCGGGUCCAGCCCGCAACACACGCUGAGCUCAUUCGCCGUGCCCAUGUUGAGUUGCGCGACAUGAUGGCACUGCAUGGAAAUGACAAGAAUGAAGACGCGCUAGCAAAGGCAAAAGACAUGCACAGGUUGCUUCUCGAAACUGCGCUCGGGGCUGCGUUUCAGCUAGAUGUGCAGGCGCGCUCGCUCUUGCUCCGCCACUUGCGUCCCGUGUCAACACCUUGGCUCUUGCUUCGAGCAGAUGCCAGCCUUGAGCAGCAAGAAGCUCAAGCAAAGAAAGGUGGCCCACCGCGAGGGACGCAUGCAGCUGUUCUGGACGGCGAGGACGAUUUGAUCCAAGUCGAGCAGUACCGCACCCUCUUUGCACGCCUAUGCUCCAUCACCGAAGAAUUGCGAAGAGCAGAGUUGCGGGAAAAAGCAAUACUCUCUUCUUCGCUACCGUCAGAGUUGGCUAGCGAUGGAAACACCGAAUGUUGCUGAACAGUUAAAACGAAUGACCCAGAGCUUUCGGCUCUUAUGCAAAAUUCAUUCGAAGCUCUAACUUGAUCUUUGUAUAUAAUACACGUCAAUUGAGAAUAUUCCCUACAGCCAUGCGGCCCAAUUUGGCUCCUGGCAAGGUAAGAGGCGGUCAGUGUGUGACUGUGAGGAGUCGAGCUGUGACGCGGGACGACUCACCUGUAGCGCCAGCUUGCUUGGAUUACUAGCUGAAUUGAUGAGGUCAAGCACUGUCUGAGAUACAGGUGUGGUGCUCGGGCCAUG
Molecule: messenger RNA, 2644 nt
Organism: Tilletiaria anomala UBC 951
Lineage: Eukaryota; Fungi; Basidiomycota; Exobasidiomycetes; Georgefischeriales; Tilletiariaceae
Exons: 6
Coding region: 305-2365 (686 amino acids)
Biological process (GO): stabilization of membrane potential; potassium ion transmembrane transport
Cellular component (GO): membrane
Molecular function (GO): potassium ion leak channel activity
Source: RefSeq, a predicted model, not a curated record